CUGAUUGGAAUCAGAGGACAAAAUGGGGGCUAUGGCUACUUGUACUACUCAGCUAUCUCCUUCUUCUUCGUCUCUGUUUCGCUCUCAAAUUACGAAAAGACCAUUCCUUUUCCCGCCGGCGAAGAUCGACCGUCAUGGGUUCUCACCACGGAGGCUAAAGUCUCUCUCUUUGUCCCAUCGUUCUUCAGUCUCGGCUUCGGUUGCUUCCUCCGCCGAACCGGAGAAAUCAACGAGAACACUUCCGUUUCGAGUGGGUCACGGGUUCGAUCUGCACCGGUUAGAGCCGGGGUACCCUCUGAUAAUAGGCGGGAUUGAUAUCCCUCACGAUAGAGGCUGCGAAGCUCACUCCGAUGGGGAUGUGUUGCUCCAUUGUGUAGUGGAUGCUAUCUUGGGAGCUUUAGGGCUUCCUGAUAUCGGUCAGAUCUUCCCUGACUCUGAUCCUAAAUGGAAAGGAGCUGCCUCCUCUGUCUUCAUCAAAGAAGCCGUGAGACUCAUGGACGAGGCAGGGUACGAGAUAGGAAACCUAGACGCCACUUUGAUUCUACAGAGACCCAAGAUAAGUCCACACAAAGAGACGAUCCGAUCCAAUCUGUCCAAGCUUCUUGGUGCAGAUCCUUCUGUGGUGAACUUGAAGGCCAAAACACAUGAGAAAGUUGAUAGCCUUGGAGAAAACAGAAGCAUUGCAGCUCACACUGUUAUUCUCCUCAUGAAGAAGUGAUUCAGAUUUAAUCAUAUUCCUUAAUGUAUCGAUCUCAUUAUAAAAAUAUUUUGUUAAAUGUAAAUUUUACACAUGGUGUAAUCACCCUUUAGAGCCCUUA
Messenger RNA from Raphanus sativus (radish), 818 nucleotides. RefSeq names its product 2-C-methyl-D-erythritol 2,4-cyclodiphosphate synthase, chloroplastic-like. The transcript has 3 exons. Gene Ontology annotation, biological process: terpenoid biosynthetic process. Gene Ontology annotation, molecular function: 2-C-methyl-D-erythritol 2,4-cyclodiphosphate synthase activity. Bases 23 to 718 code for a protein of 231 amino acids. Lineage: Eukaryota; Viridiplantae; Streptophyta; Magnoliopsida; Brassicales; Brassicaceae. The record is from RefSeq and is a predicted model, not a curated record.